Molecule: messenger RNA, 1171 nt
Organism: Ciona intestinalis (vase tunicate)
Lineage: Eukaryota; Metazoa; Chordata; Ascidiacea; Phlebobranchia; Cionidae
Source: RefSeq, a predicted model, not a curated record
AACGUCACAUGUGUAUACAGAGGUAGCCUGUUGUUUUGAUAUUUAUUCUACUUGUUGCAUCGAUUGCCGACCGUAGUCUGCAAUAAUGCCUCGUGAAAGAAUUCUGUGCGUUUUCUCCGCCCUAGGAUUCGCUGCAUGUGCCUAUCAAUACACUGUGUUUGGUUUGGCUGACAAAGUAAGAAUGCCAGGGGCAGGAUGGUACGAAAAAUCAGCUGCCGAAGUCGCCAAGAAAUUUCCUCUUAAAAAUGACCCGAGCGAAGUUAUGGUUGGUACGGCUUGGGUUUUCACUUUCCUUCCCAACUUAUUGUCGACUUUAUAUUUGUUGACGGCUCAACGACAACGACGAAUAUUCCCGCAGGUUUUCUACAUUGUGUACUGUGUGAAUACACUUCUUACAUUAGCAUGGACUUUCACAUACGAACGUGGAUUACAUCUCAUGUCGACCAUGAUUGUUGGCAGCGUAUGUGUACUUGGUGCAAUACAACUUUACAUUGGCAUCAAACACUUUAAAGAAUUUCACAUCUCAGCUCCAGAGAAAUUUAAAUGGUGGCUGCAACGUGUUGUGCUGAACAGCGUCGCUCUCACGACCACGUGGUCGUUCGUAGCCUUGCCUUCCACCGUUAGUUAUCUUCUAAUCUACGAAAGAUCGAACCAAUCCGAAACCGCCAUUUUGAAAGGAUUGAUGAACGUGGAUACAGCGACAUCUAUCGGAUUGUGUUUGUUGGCGAUAGGACAGAUAACUUGGACAUUGCUUGAUUUUCUAAUUGUCCCUGCAUAUACUUCGAUAGUAACAUCAGUUUAUCCAGUGUUGGUAUUCGGGGGGUUCGGGCUUGCUUUGUCUAACUUUGAGCACGGUUUUAAUCGUCAUAAUAUCUUUUGUUUGGUUGUUGGAAUCGUUGCUUCGAUAUCGAUGAUCAAAAGGAAACGAAUCCAUGAGAAUUCGACUCCAAAACAAGAAUAGACGAAAAUAUACAAUAAUUGCUACUAUAUUAUUUAUACUGUAUAUCCUGGAAAACAUUCGUACAAACUAUUAUUUAUUCUAUUCUACAAGGGGAGCCAUGGUAAUUAAGCUAUAAUUGGUCUAAUACAACAAACUGCGCUAUACUUAUUGUCUCUUCAAAUGCUUUGCUCAAACUUCUGCGUAAAAUAAACAGAGUCUGCUGUAAUCCUA